Messenger RNA from Symbiodinium necroappetens, 1362 nucleotides. Lineage: Eukaryota; Dinophyceae; Suessiales; Symbiodiniaceae. The record is from the annotation of a GenBank genome assembly.
GUGAUUGGCUUGGACGGCACGUGGACGAUGUCCGUAUGUUUGCAGAGCCCGUUCUUGCGGCGAUCUUGCAGCCAGGAGGUGUCAGGGAUGGUCUCCGCUUCACCUUGCCCCGAGACCCUGUGGCUCUCUCUGCAGCCCUUCGCGAAGCAGAGGACGCUCAUGGAGCCUCUCUUCGUCUUCGCGAUCUCGCAGGGUGCUCUAGCCUCAGUGUUGGCGAUGAGGAUACAAACAGCAGCCACGCAAAUGGCUGUGAGAUCGCUGAAACUCAGAUGCUUCGACUCUGGCGCCGCCUUGGUCAGCAGCAAGGCUUCUCGUGCUUUGGCUGCGGGUGCCGGCGCCGGCGCCGUGGGUCUGGCACUCUGCGUGCCCCCCGCUCGUGCAGAUGGGGCGUCCGCAGACGUGCCAGCAUUCACCAUGGAAGCCCCGAAGUACGAUCAGUCCACCUUCUAUGGCCGACUGAUGGGCAUGUAUGACUACAUUGACCCUCGGACGCUUCUCUUGACCAGCGACGACCUGAAAAAGUCACAGGAGCUUCUGCAGAAGUACAAGGAAGCAGGAAAGAAGCCGGAAGGUGUGUCGGAUGCGGAUAUGUGGCAAGCAAGGAAAAAUGUGGAGGUUAGCAUUCACCCAGUCACAGGCGAGGAGUUGUUGAAGGUCGGACGAAUGUCUGCAUUUGUUCCGAUGAACGUGCCGCUUUGCGCGUUCAUGCUGAUGGCAUCUUCAACCCCACAAAUCCUUGCUGCCCAAUGGCUCAACCAGACGUACAAUGCUCUCAACAACUACGUCAACAGGUCAGGUGCAACUGUGGAGUGGUCCUCACUGCUGCAAAGCUAUGGCCUGGCUGUGACUGCAUCUUGCUCGAUCGCCUUGGGCGCAAGACGAUUGAUGAGCGCGGUGCCAUCUUUGCAGGUUAUGGGCCCUUUCGUGCCCUACCUAGCCGUGAUCUCAGCUGGCACUGCGAAUGUGUCCUUUACACGCCUCGAGGAGUGGUACGGCAAGGGAGUUUCCAUCGUGGACGACGAGGGAAAGGAACUCGGAAUGUCCAGAGCUGCUGGUCAGAUGGGUGUCUUGCAGACCGUGCUUUCGCGAUCUUGCUUCCUGCCUAUUGCUCCCAUGGUCAUGCCCAUCAUCGGCAUGAAAGCUAUUGGAAGUGUUGCACCAGUGCUGACAGCGGGUGCCAUGGGCGUCGUGACAGAGAUAUUGCUAAUCACUGGCUGCAUCUCUGGUAUGCUGCCAGUUGCCCUGGCGCUCCUUCCGCAGAAGAUGGAGAUUGCUGUCAGCAAGUUGGAGCCGGAAUAUCAGAAUCUCAAGGACUCCAAAGGGCAGCCCAUCACAAAAGUUUUCGCGAACAAAGGCCUUUGA